This is a messenger RNA of Piliocolobus tephrosceles (Ugandan red Colobus), 1520 nucleotides long. RefSeq names its product kallikrein related peptidase 3 (gene KLK3). Gene Ontology annotation, molecular function: serine-type endopeptidase activity. The coding region runs from base 32 to 817 and encodes 261 amino acids. The transcript has 5 exons. Gene Ontology annotation, biological process: regulation of systemic arterial blood pressure; zymogen activation. Gene Ontology annotation, cellular component: secretory granule. The record is from RefSeq and is a predicted model, not a curated record. Lineage: Eukaryota; Metazoa; Chordata; Mammalia; Primates; Cercopithecidae.
UCACCGCCUGCACCUGGAGAGCUGUGUCACCAUGUGGGUCCUGGUUGUCUUCCUCACCCUGUCCGUGACGUGGAUUGGCGCUGCACCCCUCAUCCUGUCUCGGAUUGUGGGAGGCUGGGAGUGCGAGAAGCAUUCCCAACCCUGGCAGGUGCUUGUGGCCUCUCAUGGCAGGGCAGUCUGCGGGGGUGUUCUGGUGCACCCCCAGUGGGUCCUCACAGCUGCCCACUGCAUCAGGAGCAACGGCGUGAUCUUGCUGGGUCGGCACAACCUGUUUCAUCCUGAAGACACAGGCCAGGUAUUUCAGGUCAGCCACAGCUUCCCACACCCGCUCUACAACAUGAGCCUCCUGAAGAAUCAGUUCCUCAGGCCAGGUGACGACUCCAGCCACGACCUCAUGCUGCUCCGCCUGUCAGAGCCUGCCGAGAUCACAGAUGCUGUGAAGGUCCUGGACCUGCCCACCUGGGAGCCAGCACUGGGGACCACAUGCUACGCCUCGGGCUGGGGCAGCAUCGAACCUGAGGAGUACUUGACUCCAAAGAAACUUCAGUGUGUGGACCUCCAUAUUAUAUCCAAUGAUGUGUGUGCGCAAGUUCACUUUCAGAAGGUGACCGAGUUCAUGCUGUGUGCUGGAAGCUGGACGGGCGGCAAAAGCACCUGCUCGGGUGAUUCUGGGGGCCCACUGGUCUGUAACGGUGUGCUUCAAGGUAUCACGUCAUGGGGCAGUCAACCAUGUGCCCUGCCCCAAAAGCCUUCCCUGUACACCAAGGUGGUGCAUUACCGGAAGUGGAUCAAGGACACCAUCAUGGCAAACCCCUGAGCACCCCGUCAACUCCCUACUUGUAGCAAAAAAAAAAAAAAAAAAAAAAUCCACCUCAAGUUCUGGCAUCACUCGGCCGUUCUAGACACCAGGCACUUGGAACCUUGGAAAUGACCGGGCCAGGGCUCAAGCCUCCCCAGUUCUAUUAACCUUUGUCCUCAGGUGUGGGGUCCAGGGUUGCUAGGAAAAGAAAUCAGCAGACACAGGUGUAGACCAGAGUGUUUCUUAAAUGGGUGUAAUUUUGUCCUCUCCGUGUCCUGGGGGACACUGGCCAUGCCUGGAGACAUCUCACUCAGUUUCUUUGAGGACCCAGAUGGGAUGGGGUGUCUGUGUUGUUUGUGGGGUACAGAAAUGAAGGAGGGGUGGGGUCCACACUGAGAGAGUAGACAAUGACACGUGCUGGAGGCUGUGCAUGAAGCACUGAGCAGAAGCUGGAGGCAGAACGCACCAGACACUCACAGCAAGGAUGGAGCUGAAAACAUAAUCCACUCUGUCUUGGAGGCACUGGGAAGCCUAGAGAAGGCUGUGAACAGAGGAGGGAGGGUCUUCCUGUGGCAUGGGAUGGGGAUGAAGUAAGGAGAGGGACUGGACCCCCUGGAAGCUGAUUCACCAUGGGGAGAGGUGUGUCGAGGUCCCCCAGACAACCCUCAGAUUUGAUGAUUUCCUAGUAGAACUCACAGAAAUAAAGAACUGUUAUACUGUG